GAAUUUGAAGUUCGGGAAAAAUAAACUGACGAGCGGGAGUUUCACACAUCUCUGUUUUGUUUUUAUUUACCUACUGAAAUAAUAGGGAUAAAUAUGAAUUUUUAACAACCACCAAGAAAAGCACUAUGGAAAAUAAUAAAAACUUAGAUUCCGCUGUUAUAACUAGACUAAUUUCUCCAUUUGUGGAACAGGCAACUUGUUUGGAUUGUUGCAAAUUAUACAUAGCUCCAGAAACUGCUAGUUGUGGCCACACUGCCUGUCAUGCUUGCUGGCGUAAGCGAAAAUCUUGCUUAUGUUGUGCAGCACCACUAGAUCGAAGCUCACUGAAACUGAACGACCCUAUCCAAGUCAUCACUGAACAUGUGCACAACAUGUGUGAUUUGUUUGAAGAAGUGUUUAACUUCAGAGUUGAUACCUUUUCAAUUGGAGAUGGAUUUACACAAAGGCAAUCACAGCCAGAUCCUACAAAUGAAGUUCAAAAUUGGUUAGCAAGUUCACAAAACCACUUUUCUGCACCCAUUAGUUCAGAAUCUAUGCAAGAUGUUACAGCUGUAGAACAUUUGACAAGCACAGUGCAAAUACAUAGUCAUACAAAAAAGAUUUUAUCACCUCAAAAAGUUGUCCACAAACAAACUAUGCAAGAUGAUUGGGAAAAAAUUGAGCAACUUCCUGAUACUGAUGAAUUAAUUGUUAAACAAACUAAAGUUGUUGAAAACAACAAUAAAUAUUCAACAGAAAAUCCUCGUAGAAGUUCAAGAAAAAGGGAAUUUAAAAAUGAUGAACAUAUUCCAAUAGCUUUAGAUACAUCAAAGGACAAAUGUAGUUCAAAGAACUCUAGCAGUGAAACUGAAAACAAAACUGUCAAAACCAUGCAAAAGUGGAAUAAUGUGAAAAAAAUGAGGAAAGAGUUCAGUAAAUUAAACAAGAAAAAUAGAAGUAAAUUAAAUGUGUCAAUAGAAAUGUGCAAGAAAAAUAAGUUAAACCAAGCUAAAGCAAAUAGUGCAGAUGAGAUUGCAGGUGUUGAACAAAAUACAGGACAGUUAGUUGAUAUUGAAGAUGACACCCCUUGUGAUAACAUUAAGGAAACACCACAGAACCAUAAAGAGAACAGUGUUCCAGAUCAUACUAACAUUCAAAAUAGUAGUACUGAUAAAAACAUUGGAAAAUCACAAUUGAAUGCACCCAAGAAAGAUCCUCCUAUAGAGAUUCAAAAUGAAGAAGUUGUCAAAUCAAAUAAUACUGUUAUUACAGAAGAUAUAAAGACAAAGAAUGCUAAAAUAAUAUGUGACCAUGAUUUAUUUAAUAAUGAAAAAGAAAAUCCAUCAAAGAUGCCUUUCUAUAAAAAAGGUAACUUACAUAUUGAAACUAACACUGAAGUUAAAGAUAAUACUCAAACUGUAAAUUAUAAUAUUGAUUGUAGCAAUAGCAAUAAUGCUGAGGACAUUGAGAUAACCAUUAAAAUAGGCGACACAGUGGCAAAUAUAUAUUUUAAGAGGAAAAAAAAGGAAUGUCGCAAAUCUUGUAGCAAUCAAGAAAUUCAAACAUCAAUUGGCAUUCAUACUUUAGAACAGGAAUCACAUUGCAAUAAACAAAAUAUAGAAAACAAUGAAACAAAUGCUAAAAAUGGACAAAAUACCACCAAAGCAGAAUUUAUCAAAUUACCUGCACCUAAUCUAAAAAUAAAUUACAAUGAGUCAAGCAAAUUAAACAAAUCUGUAUCUACUAAAAAGAAUACCACAUCUGCUGAUACUGUUACAGCACAAUUUGAAAUCACUGACAGUGUCGAGAAAGAACUAUCUAGUGUCAUGGAAUUGGAAGAACAAACACAAUGCAAUAAACAAAAUUCUAAAAUUAUAGUUACGAAAAGUGCUGAUACUAAUGCCAUAAGUUCUAAAAGCACACAGUCAAAAAACCACAUUACUUCAUGUACUACUCAACCCAAAAAUGUCGAAAAUGAGAACGUUGAUUCAGCGCAAAUUCCAAAUUUUCUUAUUGACCAAGACAUAUUUGACAGUGGUUCUGUACAAGAACAAAAUGUUCAUACUCUUCAAAAUGUUAAGAAUGCUCCUUCCGAAAUUUUAAUGCCCACAAUGAAAACUGUUAAGGGGAAAAGUUUGAAGAAAGCUGAGAAACGAAACAGAGAAGCAAAUGAAGACAUUGAAAUGACCAAUAAAAAACAAAAGGUUCAACAGAAUUCGCCUUUGAUUAAUGAUAUUGUUGAAUUUGAUAAAUCAUUACAAAAAGAAUUUCCACAGGAUAGUGAAGGCAUCAACUAUGAUGCUAUAAUGGGACAAGUGUUUGCUAAUAUUGAUGCUGAUAUUCAUAAUACUCCGAAAAGUACAGCAGAUGUGAAUGACUUGAGACCACCCUGUAAAACUGGUUUAGAUCAACUAAAAACCGUAGUUCUUGUCCCUGAAAAAGCAGACAUAAUUCAUAUUGAUGACUCUGGCAACGGUGAUGCGAUUGCUCCUGUAGAACAUAGUGAGAAUGUUUUUUCUGUAAUAGAAAAAGAAAACAAUAGCAAUGAAAUUGUUGAAGUUCAGAAAUCUAAGGCUGCUGAAAUAGAAAAUUUGACACCUGAGAUAUUUAUAGAAGAAGGAGACAAGCUCUGCACUCCACAUGAGAAUAUUGAUGACGAUGAUAAAAGCGUCGUAGAGGAGACACCACAAAAAAGUGUUUCUUUCACAAAACCUAAAAAUAGAUCUGAGAAUGCUCAACCAAACUUAAGUACAAACAAGCAGAUAAAUAUGAAUGAAUUCCAAUUGCAAAGUGUCGUGGACGUGUCCGACUCCGAGACCUCAAGUAAAGUCGGUAAAGAAGUCACUGUCAUCGAUAUCGGCAGGAAAACGACAGAAACACCGCUCACAAUCAACAGAUUUGUCGAUGAAAUCAAGCACAAAUCUACUCCUGUAGCGAGAAAGUCGCUGAAUUUCGACCACGACGAUGUCGAUCCUGAGCAAACACUAUGUCCAACUACGGAGCCAGCUAAAACGACACAAGAGAGAGAGUUUAUGUCGAAAGCGUUUGAGAAUACUCCUAUAUCGCCGGUGAGGAAGCCUCUAGCAGCGAGGAAUAUGAAGGUUGACGAGAAGAGGAACUACUGUCUCGCGGGCUCGUGUCUGUCGUCGAUGGAGCUGAUGAAGGUGAAAGUGCUGUGUCGGCAGAACAACUGGAAGUAUGUGGACAAGUACACCACUGAGUUGACUCAUUUGGUUGUCGGUGUCGAUGACGAGAAUAAAUCACAAAGGUCCGUCAAGUAUAUGUGCGCCCUGGCAGCUUCCAAGUGGAUAGUCUCAUUUCAAUGGAUAGAUGCCUGCCUUAGCACAAACAAAAUCAUCAAUGAAGAGUUGUUCGAGGCGCUGGACGGCACGGGCGAGCCGGGCCCGCGGCGCUCGCGCUCGGCGCGCUGCAAGCUGUUCCAGGGCAUCAGCUUCUACUGUCUGCCGCCCUUCAGCGUGCUGCAGCUCGACACUUUAAAGAAUAUGUUGGAAGCAGCAGGCGGGAGAGUAGUGAAUGACGUGCGGAGCGUGCGUGCGGAACGUGAGCCCGCGCUGCUGCUGGCCGAGCCCGAGGACACGCAGGAGAACAAAUUUAUAUAUAUGGCGGUUGAGCUGAGCGUGGUGCCAGUGAACUACGAGUGGGUGCUGAACUGUCUGGGCGGGUACACCCUCAGCUCCGUGAUGGAGCUGCUGCUGUGCCCGGCCGCGCUGCUGCCCGCCGCUGUCGCCUCCUGGCCGCCGCACCUCGUCUCGCAGGACGACUGACAUACUGGCUCCACACAUCUGGCAUGAAGUUGAAAAGCGAAUCCUUUGCGCACGCUCAAUGGCUAAGAAAGAAACUAGUAAAUCACUCUGACAUGAGAGAGAGAGAGAUAGAUAUUUGGCAUGAACUUCUGUAAAAUACUUAUUCUACCGCUGCAACUCCUUCACCGGGCCUCAUAUCCUUGUUCUGACAACUUGUGUAUCUAGUUUGAUUCCACUACAUUCAUUCACAAUUAUGUCUCGAUAGUAAUGCUUACACAGUUCAGAUAAUUAGGGAAAAAGCAUGGUUUAAUGCGUGUUUACGCAUCAAACCAUGCCUUUUCCCUUUCGGCAUGACACUAAUCCCACCCACUAUUAAAUAACUUUUUUUAUAUAUUGACUCAAUACUAUGAUAGAUAUAUAAGACACAUGAUGUUAUCGUACCUGUCCAAAAAAGCAAUUCAAGGAAUGCGGUGGUUUCGUAUAUCGUUAUAGUAAUCUAUUUUUUAGUCUGUAUUGUAUACUAUUAAAAAUCCCUAUGUGCCUUUGUAGUCCGAAUACUAUUCCAUUAUUUAGUAUGUAAUUAUCUAGUAGUACGUCAACAUAUUAUGGUAUUGAUUGUUAUAAUGAUGUUAUAAUAUACUGAUUUUGGUAUUCAUGUAA
Plodia interpunctella (Indianmeal moth) is the source of this 4403-nucleotide messenger RNA. Its product is annotated as breast cancer type 1 susceptibility protein homolog. NCBI's taxonomy places the organism in Eukaryota, Metazoa, Arthropoda, Insecta, Lepidoptera, Pyralidae. Gene Ontology annotation, biological process: positive regulation of transcription by RNA polymerase II; negative regulation of fatty acid biosynthetic process; double-strand break repair via homologous recombination. Gene Ontology annotation, cellular component: BRCA1-BARD1 complex; BRCA1-A complex; plasma membrane. Bases 126 to 3764 code for a protein of 1212 amino acids. Gene Ontology annotation, molecular function: ubiquitin-protein transferase activity. The record is from RefSeq and is a predicted model, not a curated record. The transcript has 9 exons.